AUGGACAAGCGUACGGGAGAAAGUCCCAUGGAAUUUGAAUGGGAGACAAGACCUGCCGGCGAUGCCAGUUCGCCCUUCUGGCAGCUCGGCGCACAACAUGACAAGAAACGAACACAUAGCACAUUCGAUUCCCCCCAAAAACAGUCUUUACCAUCUCUUCGUCAACCAAACUCACAACCUUUCUUCUUCUCUCAACCCAAUAAACAACCCGUACCACCAUCGCCGAAAGCCAAGUUUGGACAAGCUUCCUUCAUGACACCGCGGAAAUUCGACGUGGAUUUCUCUUCAGGAGCAGAGAAUAUGUCAUCACCGGAGUACGCAGACAACGAGGAUACACCCGAGCAGCCGUCAAGGGCAGGGAAGGGAAUUGGAUCGAUGUUCAACUUCAGCAAGGCACCGCAAAGUCCAGGGCGAGGGCAAAUCCCCCGAUUGACCCACCACUCCAACGCAGCCGUCAACCGCAUACAGAAGAAGCGACGCAGAGAUAGGGAACUCGGGCGAAGGAUAAAAGUCGACAGCGACGACGAGAGCGAGGACGACCGACCCAGGAGCAGGGAGGAGCAGUCGACGAAAUUGACGAAACAAGGCAAUCAACCGACCGAGAAGAGCUCGCGCGUAUCAACGUGGUCUGAAUUCUUCAGCAUGCUCGAAGCACACCCGAAUGUCCCCGCCAUCCUAUCAUGGUGGGCCCAGCUGGUCGUCAAUCUGGCUCUCUUCUCUCUCGCGGUGUACAUUGUUUUCGGGUUUGUCUCGGCGAUUCGCGGCGAGUUCGAGCAAGCCGCGCAGGAAAUGUCCGAUACCAUCUUGGCGGACAUGGCCGUCUGCACGAAGAGCUACCUGGACAACGACUGCGGGCGACCGACCCGCGCACCGGCCCUGGAAACGAUCUGCGAGAACUGGGAGCGCUGCAUGAAUCGCGACCCGGCGAAGGUCGGCCGGGCCAAGGUGUCCGCGCAUACCAUGGCCAUCAUCAUCAACAGCUUCAUUGAUCCCAUCAGCUGGAAAGCAAUUCUAUGCUUUCUUGCAACUAUCUCCACCGUCACAGUCGUCAGUAACUGGUCAUUCCGCUCAUUCAGACAUCGUCUCCAACAGCAGCACUACGCUCAACAACCCCCACCCCAACCCAUGCAUCCUCAGCUGCAACAAAACCCCGCUUUCGGGUACUAUGGACAACAAGACCAUCGGCAGAACCAAGGCUACGACGAGAAGCCAGAUCAGCCUCUGUUGCUCGAGAACUCAAGGUCAAUGGAGUUUGUAACCGAGCGCAGUCGUGAGCGUGAACAGCACCUCCGCACACCAAGCCCAACCAAGCGCCGGUUUGCCUGA
This is a messenger RNA of Penicillium soppii, 1326 nucleotides long. Its product is annotated as putative nuclear envelope protein Brr6. NCBI's taxonomy places the organism in Eukaryota, Fungi, Ascomycota, Eurotiomycetes, Eurotiales, Aspergillaceae. Gene Ontology annotation, biological process: lipid homeostasis; nuclear envelope organization. The record is from RefSeq and is a predicted model, not a curated record. The coding region runs from base 1 to 1326 and encodes 441 amino acids. The transcript is spliced from 3 exons. Gene Ontology annotation, cellular component: nuclear membrane; nuclear envelope.